Molecule: messenger RNA, 888 nt
Organism: Petromyzon marinus (sea lamprey)
Lineage: Eukaryota; Metazoa; Chordata; Hyperoartia; Petromyzontiformes; Petromyzontidae
Source: RefSeq, a predicted model, not a curated record
CCCUCACCCCGCGCGACUCGGUUAUAAUGGACUCGCCCAACCGGCGGAUCUCACGCGUCACGUGACCCGCUUCUCUUCCUUUCUUUUUUGGCGCGCAACCUCCGUCCCUUGAGAGGAAGAACGAAGCAGCAAGCAGCCGCCAUGUCGACUGAUUACGGAGCCUACAGCAGCAGCGGCGGUGGCGGCGGCGGCAGCGGAGGAGGGGGAGGUGGGGCAAGUGGGGGAGCAGGGCAGGGGUAUGGAGCGUACAGCGGUGCCCAGGCGCAGUAUGGACAAACCGGCCAGCAGAGCUAUGGGAGCUAUGCUCAGCCCACUGACUCCACCUCCUACUCGGCUCAGGGCCAACAGCAGACCGCCACCACUGGGGGAGCCUACAACCAGCAGAGCUACGCAGGUUAUACUGGCAGCAGCUCCUACGGGGGCACCCAGUCUGCGCAGGGCUACAGCAGCAGCGGCUACGACUCCGGCGCUUCCUCGGCCGGAUCCUAUGGGCAGCAGGCCGGGGGGCAGCAGCAGCAGGGCAGCUACGGGAGCGGCUACAGCAGUGGACAGCAGCAGAGCACUCCUGCUGGCAGCUACGGAGGGGGGUCCAGCAGCAGCUAUGACCAGCAGGCGUCCGGCUACAGCAGCGGAGGCGGCAGCAGCGGCCAGACGGCCACAGCCGGCUACCAGAGUCAGCAGCAGUCGUCGGGAGGCUACGGAGGAGGGGGGCAGUCGUCGGGAGGCUAUGGAGGAGGGGGGCAGUCGUCGGGAGGCUAUGGAGGAGGGGGGCAGUCGUCGGGAGGCUAUGGAGGAGGGGGGCAGUCGUCGGGAGGCUAUGGAGGAGGGGGGCAGUCGGGAGGCUACGGAGGAGGAGGAGGUGGGCAGGGCGGCAGCUACGCCUGCUAG